Molecule: messenger RNA, 1548 nt
Organism: Penicillium lagena
Lineage: Eukaryota; Fungi; Ascomycota; Eurotiomycetes; Eurotiales; Aspergillaceae
Product: membrane insertase OXA1
Exons: 3
Coding region: 1-1548 (515 amino acids)
Biological process (GO): mitochondrial respiratory chain complex IV assembly; protein insertion into mitochondrial inner membrane from matrix
Cellular component (GO): mitochondrial inner membrane
Molecular function (GO): membrane insertase activity
Source: RefSeq, a predicted model, not a curated record
AUGCUGGGAGUUGGCCUGAAAGGGUCUGCUACCGCUGCCUCUGCACGGCAGCGGGUGGUCGCAACUUAUCGAUCAACUCGAUCGAUAUCGUCGUUCCGGCCGCAGGGUCUGCGUACUUCAGGCCUGCGAAGCCAAUUGACCCCGGCUACCUCGCGCAAUGUGCCAUGGCGAGUGGCUGCCGUGGCUGCAGGGCCAGCCGCUGUUCGAUUUAACUCGACCUCUUCCGACGCCGUGACGGACAAGAUCCCCGAGGGAACCGCGCCUCCAAGCAGCCCUGAUGUUUCUAAUCUGUGGGAGACCGAUAUAACGUCAAUCCCGGAGAGAGUUGGGUACCUCAAGGAAUUGGGCCUGGACUACGGCUGGGGACCGUCGUCAAUAAUGCAAUGGAUGAUCGAGCACAUCCAUCUCUGGACCGGAUUGCCGUGGUGGGCGAGUAUCGUGAGUACCGGUCUCUUAGUGCGUUUAGCACUGUUGAAACCGAUGCUUGAUGCCUCCGACACAGCCGCCAGGGUUCACAACGUGAAGCCUAUCCUCAACCCACUCAAGAAUGAGAUGAUGCGUGCCGGAAGUGAGGGCAGACAGAUGGACAUGCAUAUGAAAAGAGCGGAGAUCAAGCGCAUUCAGGCAGAACAUGGCAUUGUACCGUACAAAUCUUUCAUCCCCAUGCUUCAGAUCCCACUGGCCUAUGGUUGCUUCCGUGUCAUCCGCGGCAUGACCUCCCUGCCGGUGCCCGGCCUGGCCAACGAGUCUGUGGGCUGGCUUACCGACUUAACUGUCAGCGAUCCGACUUUUAUUCUGCCAGCGGCGACCAGCGCUAUGAUGUUUUUGACAUUCAAGCGUGGAGGCGACACCGGUACGAUGGACAUCAUGAGCACUGGACCUGGUAAAGCUAUGAUGUACGGUCUCCCUGGUAUCUCUUUGGUAUUCAUGUCGUUUUUCCCAAGUGCGCUGCAGCUCUACUUUGUGGCAACCGGCGCGUUCGCAUUCUGCCAGGCACGUAUCAUGACCAACAAAACUUUCCGGACGCAUAUGAAGAUGGCGAUUACCAAGAACCAUAAAGCCUCUGACGUCGAAGACAUUGAGGUCCUUCAACAUAGCAAGGGCCUCCAGCUCUUGCAACAGCGGCUUGCACAGGAAAAGGCCCAAGCCGCAGGGCCCACGAAACCCGAAUUGGAGACCAGUGACAAGAAAACCAGUGCAAUCGACGGCUGGGUGAACAACUUCAAGGGUUAUCAACAGAAGAUGGGACAGCAAAUGAAAGACGGGAUUCGCGAGUUUCAAGGAAAGGCGCCUGCUACCAAUGCUGACGGCUCAAAGGCGCCGGCGCCUCGGUUGAGCGAAAAUACCCGCAAGCGGGCUGAGGACUACGAGCGCACUCAGCGAGAACAGGACGACGCCGAGCGCGACCAGCGUAACCUCGAGCGGCAACAAGCUCACCAGAGAUAUCUCGACCAGCAGAAAGAGAAAGCGAAGAAGGGGCUGGACCAGCAGAUCAAACAGGCUGCUGCGAAGAAAUCCAAGCGGAACGGGCGUGGGAAACGCAGCUGA